This is a messenger RNA of Brassica napus (rape), 2450 nucleotides long. RefSeq names its product guanylate kinase 3, chloroplastic-like. Gene Ontology annotation, molecular function: GMP kinase activity. Gene Ontology annotation, cellular component: cytosol. The transcript has 7 exons. Bases 138 to 974 code for a protein of 278 amino acids. The record is from RefSeq and is a predicted model, not a curated record. Gene Ontology annotation, biological process: purine nucleotide metabolic process. Lineage: Eukaryota; Viridiplantae; Streptophyta; Magnoliopsida; Brassicales; Brassicaceae.
ACACUAAAAAAAAAACUAAAUCUUGAUGGAACAACAGAGAGUAUAAAGAAGAGACAAUUGAACAAGUAAAAGCCCUAGAUUAUAUUUUGCUAAAGAGAAGAAGCAUCGAGAAGAAGUCUUUCUCCUUUAACCCUCUAAUGUUUCACCGGUUCUGUUCCUCUCUCUCUCGCUCCUCCGUCAUCUUCCCCAAAUCCAUAAAGUCUCCUCCUUUCCCUUUCCCUCGCUCCCUCCGUCGAUCUCCUCUUACUCUCUCCUUCUCCUCCUUCAAAAUGUCCGACACCAAUCCAUCACCAAUCCCAUCUCCGACCAAACAAGAAACCCUCCGCUCUCUCGAAUCCCACCUCGGCUCCCCCUUCACCUCCUCCCCCAUCAUCCCCCCUCCCAACCAACUCAUCAUCGUCAUCUCCGGCCCCAGCGGCGUCGGCAAAGACGCGGUCAUCAACAAGCUCCGAGAAUCCCGCGAACGUCUCCACUUCGUCGUCACCGCAACUACCCGCCCCAUGCGCCCCGGCGAAGUCGACGGCAAAGACUACUUCUUCGUCACCAGAGACAACUUCCUCUCCAUGGUCGAGAACGACGAGCUCUUAGAAUACGCCUUGGUCUACGGAGAGUACAAAGGCAUCCCCAAGAAGCAGAUCCGCGAGUCCAUGUCCAAAGGGGAGGACAUCGUCCUCAGAGUCGACAUCCAGGGAGCGCAGACGCUGCGGAGGAUACUCGGUAGCUCCGCGGUGUUUGUGUUCUUGGUGGCGGAGAGCGAGGUCGCGAUGGUGGAGAGGUUGGUCGAUAGGAAGACGGAGAGCCAGGAGGAGUUGCUUGUGAGAGUGGCGACGGCGAGGGAAGAGGUUAGGCAUUUGAAGAGCUUUGAUUACGUUGUGGUGAAUGCCAAAGGGAGGCUUGAUGACGCGGUGAGCCGCGUGGAAGCUAUUAUUGAUGCGGAGAAGUCUAGAGUUCACCAGAGGGUUGUCAGGAUUUGACUGAUAUCCAUUGCUCUGUGGCGUAUUGCUCGCUGACUUCAGAUAUGAUUUCAUCACAGAACAAAAAGUUUUUUUUCAUUCUGGUGAUACUACCUCCACUGAGUUUACAAGGAUUGUUUUUUUUUUUGGUUUUGUUUGUUGAUUAAUCUAUCAUAUCUUUACAUUUUACAUGGAUAGAUUAUGUUAUCAUCAUUCUCACAAUUUGGUUACAUCCUGUUACUUAAAUGUUCUUGAGCAUUGCGGAGAAUAGUAGUAUUGAUUUAGCCUUAACUUUACAAGAUGGCAGGCCCUAUUAAUUUGUAUACUUGAUGUCUUCAAGGUUCAAUAUAGGUUAGUAUGACCCAAUUUAAAAGCCUUUUUUGCUCUUAACACAACAAGAGCUGUACUGGAAUCUGGACUUGCCAAGUCACUGCCCACAAACCAUAAUCAAAGUACUUAACCAUUAAUUAUUUGGUUCAUGGGUACCUGCGUCGGCGUCAAUCUUUUAAAAAAAUCUUGUUCGUUUCGUUGACGCCGGUACUGCGUCUGCGUCUAAACGCUGCGUUCUCGCGUCAGACGCCGAAAAAAUCAGUGUCGUGCGAUAAAAAGUCAGCGUCUGAGCUUUACCUUUUUGACGCAGCCUUCGGAUAUCUCGUCUCAGCCUCUUCUCCAUUGAGGCAUCCUUCGAUCUGUGCUUGAGCUCUCUCCAUCUCUCUCGAUCUCGACCCCUCUCUCCAUCUCUCUCGAUCUCGACGAAAACCCAUCUCUUCUCACUCUCGAAUCUCUUCAUCGACCUCUCUGGUCUCAGCCUCUCUCCAUCUCUCUCGUCUCAGCUCUCCCUCUCGACGAACCUCUCAAGCUCGACCUCUCAGGCUCUCCCUCUCUGGACAACCCUCUGAAGCUCAGACUCUCUCAGAACUACUGGCUCUCGAGGAUUUGUGUUACCUUCAAGGAGUGUUGUUACUCUCAUAAGGGUGUGUGAGAUGUUUGCAGCAGGUGGAUAUUGAGUACAAGUCAUUGAAGGCAAAGCUUCAGGAUUUGUUCAAUCUUGAGCAGCAGAUCGUCCAAGUUACAGAAGCUCUCUGUUUCCAGAUAGUGAAGGUGUUGGAGUUCGUUGCAAAGAAAGAAAGUCUGCAACUGCCCCACGGUUUUACAGCAUUACAAGUACUUCUAGGUCUCAGACCCUCUCAAGUUCAAACCCGGACCCAAGGGCUAGACCAAGUAUGAGACAAGUGUUAUAAUAUCUAAGAGGAGAUGCAAAGUUACCUGAUUUGUCUCCUUUGGACUUUUCUGGGAGUGGGAUGAUACUUGGGCUCCAAGACGGGUUUAGCGAAUUAGGGAUGUCAUAUUCUUUCUCUGUCUUUAAAGGGUUUACGGGUGGAUCUAUAGCUGAUUCUGGGAGAUGAAUGUUUUAAACAUUAAGUUGGUUUUGUGUGUAUCAGUGUAUGUUAUGGUAAAAUAAUUGAAACUUUUAUCUCAAGAAUAGAUUAUGACCAA